UCUCAUGGAUCCACUACCUCCUGCUAACAAAGUGUUCUCUCUUGUCAAUCAAGACGAAAAACAACGAGUCAUCUCCUCACAAGGUCUGGGUAAAGCACCAGAGGCAGCAGCUUUCACCGCUAGAGAAAGGUUCAAUCAUACAGGGAAAGCUCCUUUGUCCCACCUCUCCACUAUCCGUUGCCAUCGUUGCCACCUUACUGGUCACUCCACUGAAAACUGUCGGGCACACUUAAAAUGUGACUACUGCGGACACAAAGGUCACACAAUCGAUAUUUGCCGCAAGCUUAAGAGGGCCAACUCUCACGGUGAUAAGAGUAAUCAUUUGAACACAAACUCUCAUUCUCGUUCAAAGGCUUAUCAUGUAAGUUUUCAACCAGACAAUACUGAUAGCACACCACCUUCCUACAACCUCACGGCAGAUCAAUAUCAUGAUCUCCUUGCUCUUAUUGAUCAAAACAAAGUAGGAAACAUGGCUAGUCAAGUGAAUGCGGCAACUACAAUGAGCAACGUUUCAGGACCAACGAUCGGGGGAGAUGAUUGGGAUGGGAACUGAGCGCAAUGGGCUUUAUUACUUGGACGUUGCGAGGAUAUCUGGGUGUUAUUCCGCCUCAACAAUUACACCUUCCAACUCAUCCCAUUUAUGGCACCAACGUUUAGGUCAUUUAUCUAACAAAAGCCUACGGGCCAUAUCUUUGUCUACCAAA
Molecule: messenger RNA, 704 nt
Organism: Tripterygium wilfordii
Lineage: Eukaryota; Viridiplantae; Streptophyta; Magnoliopsida; Celastrales; Celastraceae
Exons: 2
Coding region: 5-553 (182 amino acids)
Molecular function (GO): nucleic acid binding; zinc ion binding
Source: RefSeq, a predicted model, not a curated record